This is a messenger RNA of Syzygium oleosum, 1621 nucleotides long. Its product is annotated as phosphatidylinositol:ceramide inositolphosphotransferase 1. Gene Ontology annotation, molecular function: sphingomyelin synthase activity; ceramide cholinephosphotransferase activity; inositol phosphoceramide synthase activity. Gene Ontology annotation, biological process: ceramide biosynthetic process. Bases 392 to 1336 code for a protein of 314 amino acids. Gene Ontology annotation, cellular component: trans-Golgi network; Golgi membrane; endoplasmic reticulum membrane. The transcript has 12 exons. Lineage: Eukaryota; Viridiplantae; Streptophyta; Magnoliopsida; Myrtales; Myrtaceae. The record is from RefSeq and is a predicted model, not a curated record.
AGCCUCCCCCCCCUCCGAUUCAUCACCGCCCAACCCCAGUCGCCGCCAUUCUCCGUUUCCUCCUCCUUCGACACAAGUUCCGUCCGUCCUCUCUCGGUCGGUCGGUCGGUCGGUCGGUCCUGCCGCCAGAUCCUAAUCGCGAGAUCGCCGCCUUCCGGCUUGCGAUUCGCGUCCGGGGGCGGCGUUUCUUUCCUUUUGGGGCGGGUCGGGGUUUUUCCCGACGAGCGCUUGGGAAUUGAGGUCGCGGCGAUGCACGGUGUUUGCUGACCUCGGAAACAUGGUCGUGACAGCAGGACAUGGAACUCGUAGUUAGUUACUGGACCGCGACAGCAGCAGCAGCAGCAGCCGCCAUCGGAGGAGGAAGACGGAGGAGGAGGAGAAGGGGAAGGAGAUGACGCUUUACAUUGGCCGCGAGGCUUCCAAGCUAUGGAAGAGGAUUUGCGCGGAGAUAACCACGGAGAUCAACCUCCUCGCGGAGAACUGGAGAUACAUUCUUGCCGGUCUCAUCUUUCAGUACAUACAUGGCCUGGCAGCUCGAGGAGUACAUUAUUUACAUAGGCCUGGCCCCACGCUUCAGGAUGUUGGAUUCUUUCUACUUCCGGAGCUUGGCCAGGACAAAGCUUACAUCAGCGAGACUGUAUUCACUUUUGUGUUCGUAUCUUUCGUAUUGUGGACUUUCCAUCCUUUCAUUCUGAAGACCAAAAAAAUCUACACUGUUCUUGUCUGGUGCAGGGUCUUAGCUUUUCUUGUUGCUUCUCAAAUUCUUCGGAUCAUCACAUUUUAUUCUACACAGCUUCCAGGUCCAAACUAUCACUGCCGUGAGGGAUCGAAACUUGCCAGAUUACCUCGUCCUCAUAGUGCAGUGGAAGUUCUUCUAAUCAACUUUCCUCGGGGAGUGAUAUAUGGUUGUGGUGAUCUGAUAUUCUCAUCUCACAUGAUAUUUACCUUGGUCUUUGUGCUCACGUACCAGAAAUAUGGCACAAAGAGGUUUAUAAAGCAGUUUGCCUGGUUGAUUGCUGUGGUACAGAGCUUCUUGAUUGUUGCAUCGCGGAAACAUUACACAGUUGACGUUGUUGUUGCAUGGUAUACUGUUAAUUUGGUGGUAUUCUUCAUUGACAAGAAAUUGCCAGAACUUCCUGACCGGACCAGUGGCUCAUCACUAUUCCUACCAGUGAGCACCAAAGAGAAAGAUGCUAGAAGCAAAGAAGAGAAUCACAAGCUCUUGAAUGGGAAUGGUGGAGACCCUGCUGAUUGGAGGCUGAGAACACAAGUCAAUGGCAAGAUUCUGGAAGAUGGCAAUGCUGUCCUUGCUGAUAAUGCAAUGAACGGUGCGUAGAUUAUGGAAAGCUGCCACUGGAGCCAACUUGAAGACCUCCAGCGCCUGGUGGUGAUGAAAACCCUGAAGGCAUGCAGUUGAUAUUGCAGCGUGGUCGGCUCUUAUUUUGAAGAUGGGUAAACAUGAUUCUUAUUGUAGUGAAGAUGGAAUUCGGCUUAAGCUUUUAUGUUUUGGCCGUCGUGCUCUACAAUGCAUGGUUUAAGACCAUGGCAUUCACAUUGGAAAUUUCAGCAAUCUUAUGUCCAUUUCUCAAUCCAGUGAAAGCAUCUUGGUUUUUUACUUCCA